AUGAACAUAUACGGACAGUAUUUUGACCUAACAAUGGACUUUUCAUUUUCUUUUAAAAGAAUUGGAACAGUCUUUCUAUGGUUAACAUUUUUGGCUUCAAAGUUCUCUAAAUCGCAUUUUUGCCCGGAAAAUAUUUGUAAGCUUUGCUGUAAACCCACUCAAAGCGGUUGUGUGAACGGGUUCGUCCAAAACUACAAUCAAGCCCUAACUAGUGUUAGUUUGGCGUGCCAGGACUGUAAUUGCUCAAACCCACAAAUAGGAUGCGGUUGGGCUGGUAGAAGGUUCAAAAGAGUGGAAUGUAAUUCCUGUAGUACUUUAAACUCUCUUAUUGAAAUAAACCCCGAAUUACCGGUGGCUGGAUGCGGAAAAUCAAUAAUUGACGGAGCAUUGGUUUAUACAUCCUAG
Messenger RNA from Theileria annulata, 405 nucleotides. RefSeq lists its product as uncharacterized. Lineage: Eukaryota; Apicomplexa; Aconoidasida; Piroplasmida; Theileriidae. Bases 1 to 405 code for a protein of 134 amino acids. The record is from RefSeq and is a predicted model, not a curated record. The transcript is spliced from 4 exons.